AUACAUAUAAGUUACAUGAUGACUCAAAACAUAUUAAUAAAUAAAAAUAAAAUAUUAACUAAUUGUUAACUUAAAAUUAAUAUAUAUGCAUGAGACUUCAGAAUAUUAUCGUUAUAUUCAAUUAUGUAGUUUUGAAUAAAAACAUCAGUUUAUUUUUAUUUAAUUCUGAAGACAAUAUAUAGUACGUCAUACAUAAUCUUACUAAAAUAUUUACAUAUCUAAGAAAAUAAAUAUUUUAACUGCAAAUAAGAAUUUUAAUCAAAAUGAAGUAUAUUCAGAAUAAAAUAUUAUAAUUGAAUUAAGAGAAAUAGAUGGAAACCAAUAUACCCAAGUGAUAAACAAAUUGAUUGUUGAGCCAAAAAAUAACCAAACCGAUUACAUAUAACAUAUCGAAAAUCAUAUGAGUACCUACAACAAUUAAAAUCAUAAAAGUUUAAAUAGUGUUUCUUACGUUUGAAGAGUUGAUAGUUGUUAACUUAAAUUUUUGUACAUUUUAUUGUGUAUGCUUCUCGUUUGUGUGAGGCUUUGGUUUGUCAUGAAUCAUAAUACGUUUGAUGGAGUUUUCCCUUAAGCUUCUGACACUAAGCUAAUUCAUGAAAGAAAGAAACACAUAGAACGAGAUUGUCACAGUGUUUGGGAUGAGGUUGAUCUUCACUCUUCACAUUCGUACUAAAGACCAACUCGCAGAUAUUCUAACUAAGGCGCUUGACAAGCACCAAGUUGGGUGUUACGAUCUCCACGCUCUAACUCGAGGGGGAGUAUUUGGAAAUUAGGAUAAUUUCCAAUUCUUAGAUUUACAUUCCAAAUCUAUUUAAAAUAUAUUCUAAGUCCAAAUCUAUUUAAGAUAUAUUUCCAGUUCUUGUCUGAAUAUGGUGUAAGCUGCAACAUUUGUCAAUAAGAAAGUCUUCUCAGCAAUCUGAAUACUCUAUUUACACCUCAAAAACGGGUCCUUCUUUAAUCUGAGAUUGUUGCAAGACCGAUUCUUCUUGAUCUUGAAAAUAACUGCAUCAUUUUUCUUCUUUUGACUUGAGCAAAGAUGACAGCAAUCAUCCUUGACUUUCAGAAAUGCUUCAUCUUUAUCUUCCUAUGCUUCUUCCCACUACUCUGUUACACUAUCUUCUUGAGGAAGCCAAAGGACUUUCCUUUGCCUCCUAGCCCUCCUUCUCUACCCAUCAUCGGUCAUCUUCACAUUCUUCUCUCUAUUCUAAUCCAUAGAUCUUUACAGAAACUCUCCUCCAAGUAUGGUUCUAUUCUCUAUCUCCGCAUCUUCAGUUGCCCCAUAGUCAUUGUCUCCUCAGCAUCAGUUGCUUAUGAGAUCUUUAGGGCACACGACGUUAACAUCUCCUCUCGCGGAUUCCCUCCGACCGAAGAUUCCCUUUUCGCUGGUUCUUUCAGCUUCAUCUCUGCUCCAAAUGGAGAUUACUGGAAGUUCAUGAGGAAGGUUCUUGUCACCAACCUUCUAGGACCUCAGGCUCUCAAGCGGUCACAAAGAAUUCGUGCUGAUGAGCUAGACAGGUUUUACAAUAACUUGUUCGAGAAGGCAGUGAAUAAAGAGACCGUGGAGAUCUUUGAGGAAGCGUUUACGCUCACUAACAACAGCAUCUGCAAGUUGAUCAUGGGGAGGUGUUGUCCAGAGGAGGAAGGUGUGAUGGAGAGUGUCAAGGGAUUAGCUACUGAGUUAGAUGAUUUGUCGAAGACGAUUAUGCUGGCAAACCUAUUGCCCCCAUGGUUACAGAAGCUUGUUCUCUCACUGUUUAAAAAGGAAUUGAAGGUUAUUUUAAACAGCUUCAAUGAGCUGCUCGAAAAGAUUCUUGUGGAACACGAAGAGAAGCAGGGAGAGAAUCAUCAUGAUAUGGACUUGAUGGAUGUGUUAUUGGCAGCUUAUGGAGACGAAAAUGCAUCGUAUAAGAUCACUAGGAACCAUAUAAAGUCGUUUUGUGUGGAUCUUUUAUUUGCAGGCACUACCACCCCGGCGAUACCAAUACCGUGGAUAUUGGCAGAGAUCAUCAAAAGCCCCAAGACUCUUGAGAGACUGAGAGAGGAACUCGAUUCCGUGGUGGGGAAGACAAGGUUGAUUCAAGAAACAGAUUUACCAAACCUCCCUUAUUUGGAAGCAGUGGUCAAGGAAGGGCUAAGACUGCACCCGCCGGAGCCUAUCUUCGAGAGAUUCUCCCAAGAAGGGUGUAUGGUAGGAGGGUUCUAUGUACCAGAGAAAACAACUCUAAUGGUUAAUGCUUAUGCUCUGAUGAGAGAUCCAAAUUACUGGGAAAAUCCUGAUGAGUUUAAGCCAGAGAGGUUUCUAGAUACAAGGAAAGAUGAGAGAAAAGAUCAAACACUUAAGUACAUUCCUUUUGGAAGUGGAAGAAGAGGUUGUCCUGGAGAAAAUCUAUCUCAUAUCUUUAUGGGAACUGCAAUAGGAGUGAUGGUGCAGGGAUUUGAAUGGAGAUUCAAAGAAGAGAAAGUUAACAUGGAAGAGGCUAUUGUAGGACUGUCCUUGACUAUGGCUCAUCCUCUUAAGCUCACUCCUAUUGCUCGAAACCCAAACCCUCUAAUUCUCAAUCUAGAGAGUCGCGGUUAAUGACUUUUUUUAG
Messenger RNA from Brassica napus (rape), 2591 nucleotides. RefSeq names its product cytochrome P450 705A22-like. The record is from RefSeq and is a predicted model, not a curated record. Bases 1037 to 2578 code for a protein of 513 amino acids. Gene Ontology annotation, molecular function: iron ion binding; heme binding; oxidoreductase activity, acting on paired donors, with incorporation or reduction of molecular oxygen, NAD(P)H as one donor, and incorporation of one atom of oxygen. Lineage: Eukaryota; Viridiplantae; Streptophyta; Magnoliopsida; Brassicales; Brassicaceae. The transcript has 2 exons. Gene Ontology annotation, cellular component: membrane.